Messenger RNA from Letharia columbiana, 3324 nucleotides. RefSeq lists its product as uncharacterized. The record is from RefSeq and is a predicted model, not a curated record. The transcript has 4 exons. NCBI's taxonomy places the organism in Eukaryota, Fungi, Ascomycota, Lecanoromycetes, Lecanorales, Parmeliaceae. Bases 1 to 3324 code for a protein of 1107 amino acids.
AUGUCAGGGGCCAAUCCAUCUUGCUGUGGCGAAUGCGAGCUUGACGUUAAGAAUGUAGAUGUCUACUACUGGCCCGAGCCUGUUGUCAACACGUCGUGUCUCAGCAUCAUUGGGGACAGCAUCAGACCACUUGAUUAUGGUGCUACAAAGACCGUGGACUCCAACAAUGAGACUACUACCUACUGGGGUUGCGAUGCCAGCAUGGAAACGGACUACAUCACCCGAUAUAGUUCUGCUAUUACGUAUCCAGUAGUGACUAUAACAGCUAGUAUCUCGACUAUUGGCUCUUUGCUAAUUAAGGCCUCACUAUUCGAUCCAUGGUCCCCAUCACCAUGUACCGUCAGUGACUUAAUGUCCCAGGGGUCGAAUAUAUCCGCAGACAUUCGUGUCAAGCAUGCAACAAUGCACGCACGAGAUCACACUUUAAUCACCCCGUCUUCCGUUACCCACAAUGGUAGUUUACCAGUGACUACCAUUGUGUCAGGCAAUUUCACUUUUACCUCUCCGUCUGUGUACGCCAGAUUCCACGGAAUAACAGCAACAGACCAGUGCGGCGGCGUAGUUCUAUCGACUACGAUGGUCGCCUUCGACCCUGGAGAACUAUCAACGAUCGCUGGGCCACUUGGGGGGCCUUAUGGGCUUGGCAAUGCUGGGCUCGGCAAUGACGUUAAUGGUGGAAAUCCAUUUUCUACAAAAAGUUUUAAUUUCAACGAUCUGCCUUGCCCGCCGCAAAGCGUAAUGGAACAAAACUGGUACAAACCACAGCCCGGUGAACCGUACCGCCCUCUUAUUGCUAUGCCCAGUAAACUGAAGGAGAUUGUUCCUUGGUUCUCUAAAUGCGACUACGACUACUUCACAGCCUAUGAUCCCCCCAGUGCCCUGACGGUUGAAACAGCACUAGCCCCACCUAUCGUGCAAAAUGAGCCGAAAGCUCAUCCUUGGGCGCCAGUGCCAAGUCCUACUUUAACUUCAGAAGCUAGACAGAUAGUCGGCACCGAAACGUCAAUACCUAUACCUGCGAAUGUCCCUACGUUGGAUCAGCCAAAGGCUACAGUUACAACAACUUCGGUUCCCCCAAAGCAGAUUGGCCCUCACCCUAAUGACCCUGCAACUCACGAGAGUCAGCCGUCCCAGCCGCUGUCUAAUCCUGUAGAAUCAAGCGGCGAUCUCAAAGGAGGCAACGACCCUCAACAAAAUAACGAUCCUCAGCAAAGCAUUGAUCCCAAACAUGGUUCUGAUUCAAGUUCAGUUGGAAAUCCUAAGCAAGCCAGCGAUCCCAACCAAAGUAAUAGCCCAAAAGAAGGCAAUGAUAACAGUCGAGAUCCUGGACAAGAAGCAGAUCCCAAGCCCAACAGCGAUCCCAACCAAGCCGAUGAUGGUCAAGGACUAACCCAGAAUGCAGGAGCAGUAGCACAAUCGGACCCAAAGCAGAACAAUGACGCAAAUCCUUUCGACAAUUUGGCCGAAGGCCAAACCACGACUAUAAACAACCAAGCUGUGCAGCCGCUUCCUCAUGGCAUCUCCAUUGCAGGCACUACCUUGACCGCAGGAGCCCCACCAAUCACCGUCUCCGGAACCCCAAUACAACUCGGUCCGUCCGCUCUCAUUAUAGGUGCAUCUACCAUACCUCUCCCCUCCGCAGGUCCCAACUCCAUAAUCACCACUAUCGCAGGCCACGUCAUCACCGCCGCACCGAACGCGAUCGCGGUCGCAGGCACCACUCUAACAAGAGGAGCACCCCCAAUAACCGUAUCCGGAACCCCAAUCCGACUCGCAUCCUCCGCUCUCAUCGUAGGCACCAGCACGCUCCCUCUCGCAGCCCCAGCCCUAGCCCCAACCCCCAUCACCACCACCAUCGCCGGCCAAGCCAUCACCGCAGCGCCAAACGCCGUCGCACUCGCAGGCACCACUCUCAACCCCGGAGCCCCCGCCACCACCAUCGACGGAACAACCCUCUCCCUCAACCCAGCCGGCCAAUUCCUCCUAAACGCUCAAACCAUCCCCCUCCCUUCCACAAAAACCCCCUUAACAACCACCACAUCCAUAGCCAACGAGCCCAUCACCGCCGCCCCAAACCUCCUCCUCAUAGCCGGCAGCUCUCUCACCCCCGGAUCCCCGGGCACCACCAUCUCCGGAACAUUCCUCUCCCUCAACACGGCCAGCGCCCUCCUCCUCGGCUCCCAAACCAUCCCUCUCUUCUCCGCAUCCCCUCUCCCCCUCACAACAACCAUAGCAAACCACGUCAUCACCGCCUCGCCUCACGGAAUCGCUAUUGCAGGCACCACUUUGACGCCUGGCGCUUCGGGGAUUACGCUGGGCGGGACCCUCGUGUCGCUUAAUACGGCUGGGUCCGUGGUGGUUGGGUCGAAGACUAUUGCGCUGCAGAGCAGUGGUGGUAGUGUGGGACUGGAGGGGCUGAUAAUGGGGGCGUUUGGGUCGAACGGGCCGUUUGGCUCGGUUACUGGUAGCCCGCCGUCGUCGACGGUGGGGAGUGCUGGGUUGGGAGACGCCUGCAAUGCCCGCGGCGCCUGGGGCUCCGGGGUAGCCGUCGCUUUCAAACUUUUCGGUCUUUAUUUAUUUUAUUUAACUAUUAUCCCAUCUAUUUAUUUACUUUUCGCACAUUUAUUUCAUUACUAUCCAUUUUUUUCCUUCAAACAGAAGUACCCCUACGCCUUCCGCCAACAUCAAGCAUACUGCCUCUCAUCGCCCACGGGCUCCAAGCUCUCCGUCAAACAACACCAAGCCAGUCUCGUAGGCACGGCCCUACUCAUUCCUCCACCCACUGCAACAAACCAGCGACAAGCAUCCAAGACACCUCACUACAUAGCCUGCCUAUUCACCUCUCUCGACUACGGAAAAAGGGUCUCGCCUCCGGAGGAAAUAGUGGAAAACACAAGAAAGGCGCUCGAAAACCUAGCGAAACAAGUUGCAGAGAUGAGAGCAGCGGGCGAAGAGGUGGGCAAGUGCUGUCCGGUAAGGAUCAACAGCGGAAGGUUCGGUGUCGAGUGGCAGAAGACGAAGGCGGUUUUAGAGGCUGGAGGGCUUGUUAUCACCGUUGUUAGGCCGGAGGCAGAGCAGAAAGCAGAUGGGGCAGGUACUGCAGCAGGUGGGCAGUCUCCUGUCAAAGAUGAGAAUGAGAAAGCAAAAGGUGAGAAAUGUGCCGUGGGGACCAAUGCAAGGCGGUCCAACCGUUGGACGUCGGGUCGAACGAAGGCUAAGGGUCCGUUUGAAAAACAGACACGCGGGGUGAAGAGGAAGGUUGAGAAGGAUUUUGAGGAUGGCGACGAUGGUCGCGAGGAUAUGAAGGGGGAAAGGCUGGCAUAA